CUCCGUUAGUCACGUAGUUAGGUAAGACCUCUAAAUACAUGCAUACAUUCGCCCUCAUUUACCCCGUGAUUUACCUUGACGUUUACGCCGUUUAUGGAUAUCAUCAAAUGUCAUUUACAGGAUGCUUGUAAAAUCAAUGAGCUUGAUGUUUCAAUGCCGAUUAAAGCGUCUACCGCUUUAUCCGAGGAGAGGGUUACAUAACCUGAAAAUACUACCGUCUGGAAGCCGGUUAGAUGCUAUUGGACCUCCAGACCCAGUUUCAAAUUUGAGACCCAUUAUUUUUGCGAUACCAGACAAGGAAACUGAACUUGAAAGAUGUUACAGAAGGGCGAGAGAAUCAGCACAGGCUUGGAAUCAGGAGUUCUGGACAAAGCAUAAUGCCAGUUUUAUAUUGGAGCGAAAACAGUUUCAAGAGAAUCGCAAGCAGGCUGGAAUCUCAUCAUUGACUGCAGAUGAAAUGUCCGUGUUUUACAAGCAAUUUUUGGAUAAGAAUUGGCAAACCCAUCUCAAUUACAAUAUCUCAUGGUACAAAAAAAACAUUAUGAUACUGAUUUUGGAAAUCAGAGUAAAGUUGUCAAGACUUGGAAGAUAGUAGUGGUUAUAACACUGAUAUUUGUAAAUAGGAAUUUUAACUUGUCCUGUGCUGUAAAAUAAAUGUAAAUUAAUUAUUCUUAAUAUUA
Messenger RNA from Diprion similis, 680 nucleotides. It is a transcript of the gene Coa8, whose product is annotated as COA8 family protein CG14806, mitochondrial. The transcript has 3 exons. Gene Ontology annotation, cellular component: mitochondrion. Lineage: Eukaryota; Metazoa; Arthropoda; Insecta; Hymenoptera; Diprionidae. Bases 122 to 592 code for a protein of 156 amino acids. Gene Ontology annotation, biological process: intrinsic apoptotic signaling pathway. The record is from RefSeq and is a predicted model, not a curated record.